Molecule: messenger RNA, 1035 nt
Organism: Trichoderma gamsii
Lineage: Eukaryota; Fungi; Ascomycota; Sordariomycetes; Hypocreales; Hypocreaceae
Exons: 2
Coding region: 1-1035 (344 amino acids)
Biological process (GO): ribosomal large subunit biogenesis
Cellular component (GO): preribosome, large subunit precursor
Source: RefSeq, a predicted model, not a curated record
AUGGAGGAUAAAUCCCCUUCUCUUUGUAGGCUGUGCGAUGUAAAACUCGACAGCCCAAGCGAGUGGCGACAGCACGCAAAGAGCGACUGGCAUGUCUACAAUCUACGACUGAAAGUAGCAGAACCAGGGGUUGUCAUAUCACCGCCAUCAGCGUCACAGAACACAAAUAGAACAGCUUCAUCAAAAGCAAAGAAAGCAAUGGAUCUGGAGGAUUCUGGAGAUUCAUAUAAUGAGUCUGAACUUGACGGCGAUGGCGAGAGCGAUGUCGACAUCGAUGGCGGUACAGAGCUCUCUGCAGAGCCAGAAUUCAACCCUGGACAAUGCCUCUUCUGCGGCGAAAAGAAUGAAAACUUCGGCAGCAAUCUCGAGCACAUGUCCAAGGCACACAGCUUCACCAUCCCUCAACCAGCCUAUCUCAUAGUCGAGCCCGAGACGCUCAUCAGAUACUUGCACCUCGUCAUCCACGGCUACAGCGAGUGCAUUCUCUGCGCCGCACGUCGCAACACCGUCGAAGGAAUUCAACACCACAUGACCGCCAAAGGACACUGCCGCUUCAACGUCGCAUCAGACCUUGCGGAAUUCUACGAUGUUCCUUCGCUGGAAUUUCAAGCCAGCGAGGAAUCCUUGCGGUUACCGUCGGGGAGGCUUCUCAGCCACCGUACAGGACCAACUAGAUCAGCCCUUGCGAGAAUCGCUCGCCAAUCAGCAGAGCGACACUUGGAAGGCAGUACAAAUUUGGCAGUGGCAACACGAUCAAAUGAAUCAGAGCUUGUUCCGACGCAGAACAACGACGAUAACCCUUCAGCAGUGCCGUCCACGCAGCUAUCACAGCUUAGCCGGGGCGACCAGCAAAGUCUUGCACAUCUACCCGACCACGAAGUACGAUCACUUCUCGCAACCAGUGCGAGAGCCAUUGAUCAAUCGAGACGGGAAGAGCAGCACUCGCAGCUUGGACUUGGGCAGGCGGGAAAUACAACGUUGACUGGGCACUUUAGAAUGGAUACGUCUAAGCGAUUCAGAGGACCUUGGGGUUAG